Molecule: messenger RNA, 1730 nt
Organism: Heteronotia binoei (common prickly gecko)
Lineage: Eukaryota; Metazoa; Chordata; Lepidosauria; Squamata; Gekkonidae
Gene: KYNU
Product: kynureninase
Exons: 14
Coding region: 124-1554 (476 amino acids)
Biological process (GO): NAD+ biosynthetic process
Cellular component (GO): cytoplasm
Molecular function (GO): kynureninase activity; pyridoxal phosphate binding
Source: RefSeq, a predicted model, not a curated record
UAAAAGGCAAACAGAGGAAUCUGUUAGGGGGAGAAAUUGGACUUUGGUGGAAAGGGGAAAUGCAUCCAGCUAGAGACUAAAUCUUGUCAGAAAGCACACUACUCAUUUCCUGAAGAGUGGGAAAUGAAUAACUUGGAAAUGGAUCUGCCUUCUAAUGGCUCACCAGAAAUCAUUAUAGAAGAUAUUGCCGCACAGCUAGCGUGUAGCCCUGUGGAUAAGAAAGUUGCUUUGUGGAUGGAUGACGAAGAUGAGCUCAGACACUUCCAUGAACAUUUCUACAUUCCCAAAGCGAAGGAUCUGCCUCCAACUAAUUCAGCUUUAGUGAAUGAGGAUGAAAACUGCAUCUACUUUGCUGGUAAUUCUCUUGGACUUCAGCCAAAGAAAAUUAAAACAUACUUGGAUGAAGAACUUGACAAAUGGGCUAAAAUGGGUGUCCAUGGUCAUAUGAAUGGUGAGCGUCCUUGGAUUUUUGGAGAUGAGUGCAUUGUCAAAUUUAUGGCUGAUCUUGUAGGGGCUCAUAAAGAAGAAGUAGCUUUAAUGAAUGGCUUGACAGUUAAUUUACAUCUCCUAUUGCUGUCUUUCUUUAAGCCAACCAGAAAUCGCUAUAAAAUCCUGAUGGAAGCCAAAGCUUUUCCCUCAGACCAUUAUGCUGUUGAGUCUCAGCUCCAACUUCAUGGGCUGAAUGUGGAAAGGAGCAUGCUUCUGAUAGAACCACGAAAGGGGGAGGAGACCUUGAGAACUGAAGAUAUCCUUGCUGUAAUUGAGAAGGAAGGAGACUCUGUUGCUGUAAUUCUGUUCAGUGGUGUGCAGUACUACACAGGACAGCUGUUUGACAUCCCCAGAAUAACCAAGACUGGCCAAGAGAAGGGUUGCUUUGUUGGAUUUGACAUGGCUCAUGCUGUUGGUAACGUUGAACUGUAUCUACAUGACUGGGGAGUAGACUUCGCCUGCUGGUGUUCGUAUAAGUAUCUGAAUUCUGGAGCAGGUGGUCUAGCUGGUGCCUACAUUCAUGAGAAACAUUCUCAGACUGUAGAACCUAUGCUAACAGGAUGGUGGGGUCAUGAAUUCAAAACCAGAUUUCUCAUGGAAAAUAAAUUGCAGCUGAGUCCUGGGAUCAAUGGAUUUCGAUUAUCAAAUCCUCCCAUAUUAUUGGUGUGUGCUCUUCAAGCUAGUUUAGAAGUCUUUGGACAAACUACAAUGAGACUUCUGAGGAAAAAAUCCAUUCUUCUUACUGGCUACUUGGAAUACUUGAUAAGGCAUUACUACAGUGAAGAUAAAGAUGAUCCUGAGAAGCCCUAUGUGAAAAUAAUCACACCAUCUAACAUUGAAGAAAGAGGAUGCCAGCUAACACUGGUCUUCUCCAUUCCAGUUAAAUCUGUGUUUAAAGAACUGGAAAAAAGAGGUGUUGCUUGUGACAUGCGGGAACCCAAUGCUAUUCGUGUUGCCCCAGUUCCUCUCUACAAUUCUUUCCACGAUGUGCACAGAUUUAUUGAAAUCCUAGGAUCUGCAAUUACUUCUGCAGAGCGAACGGCAGACACUACAGCACAUUUCUGAUCGUAUCGACAGUGCAGCUGUAUCUUUUAAUCUCUUUCUGACUAAGAUGCAUCAAUGCUUUUGAGCAAUUUUUUGUUUCAAAUCUGUUCUACCAAUUUGCCCCCAAAGACUGAUUUUGCCUGGUUAUAUAUAACAGACAUACUUUUUUAAAAAAUUAAAACUCACAUUUCCACUUA